Molecule: messenger RNA, 1236 nt
Organism: Pelagomonas calceolata
Lineage: Eukaryota; Pelagophyceae; Pelagomonadales; Pelagomonadaceae
Source: the annotation of a GenBank genome assembly
CACAAUGAGCACUUUGUACGGCUCCUGCGAUUCCUAGUCCAGUGUGGCGCUGUCAGAGGCAGUCUGGCGUUACCAGAAGUAGACCUGUGCAGCAACAAGUUGUGCGCCGCGCGCGAGCACCACUUCGGCAACAUUGCCAAGCUAUCACAGCAAUAAUUAAUGCUGCGUCGUGCAGCACUACGUGUAGCGCUGCGGCGGCCGGCGCGGCGAUACGUGUGGCACGAGGGCAAGAUGGAGGAGGCAAGAGCCGAAGAGAUAGCGAAAGAGAUCAAGAAGCUGCGCGACGACGCCGGCAAGGCGUUCCGCGAGGCGGUCGAGCGCGAAAAGGAGCUGCUGCAGGAGUACGAAAAGUUGACCGACCAGCCGUUCGACGAUGAGUGAGUACCUCUAUACUCAUGAUGCUUUGACGGUGCCCCGCGGUGCAGACGCGGGCGCAUCGCUCGAGCUGCGCGCGGCCACUGCAUGUCCACCACUCGACGUUGCGAAAUUCCGAGACGACGGCUUCCUCAUACUAAAAGAUGCUGCAGCUAGCGAUGCCAUCGCACGUGCGGCAGCGUACGUCGCGACGCACGAGGCCUGCUGGAGCGCGCCGAGCGGCACACGGCCCGACGACUGGCGCAUGCAUCGCGACCAGCGCCUGGAUGCGCCCGUCGCCGACGGCCACCUACCUAUCUUAGACUUGCUGCGGGAACCGCGGCUCGCGGCGGCGAUACGCUGCCUGGCGGGUGCCGAGGCGCAUGCGGUGUCGUACACGCAAGUCGCUCGGCGGACCCCGGCCCCGCGCAAAGCGCGCCGACGUAACCUGCCGGACACGAGCUAUCACAUCGAUGGCGAGGCCAACGCGAGCGGCGCGCGCUUUCCCGACGUCUUCUCUUUACUCGUCGCGGUGGCGCUGACGCCGCACGAGCGUCCGGGCAUGGGCAACCUCACCGUUUUCCCGCAAGGCCAUCUGCGCGACUGGCACCAGUACCCGGACUGGAAGCUAGACAAGGCGCUCCCGGACAUCGGCCGGCCGUACGAGGUCCCGCUCGGCGUUGGCGACGCGGUUCUGUGCCAUCCUCUCUUACCGCACCGCGGCGGCCGCAAUGAUAGUGAAUCGUCGCGGGACCUCGUCUUUUUCCGGGUGCAACUGGCGGGCAUCGACUACGCGACGCCCGAACGCGCGGCGGCGCUGCUCGCGGACCCCUGGGCCGAGCUAGGGGUUCCGUCGUCGGCUUAAUUUUUCUGUAAGUGUCA